Molecule: messenger RNA, 843 nt
Organism: Episyrphus balteatus (marmalade hoverfly)
Lineage: Eukaryota; Metazoa; Arthropoda; Insecta; Diptera; Syrphidae
Exons: 5
Coding region: 430-843 (137 amino acids)
Source: RefSeq, a predicted model, not a curated record
UUUACCAAAGACGUUGGUGUUGAACUGUUUUGAACAUUUUUGGAAAAAAGUGCAUUGAAUGCAUUUUUAACAAUUUUAAUGCAACACCAUUGCACUUUUGUCCUAAAUUAACCAAAGAUUUUGGUGUUGAAUUUUGACCAUACUAAAUGAAUUUUUAAAAAGGUCAAUGCAAUUUAUCAAAAAUUGACCUAGAGACUUUGGUGUUGAAAAAAGUCAUCUCGAAGCGCACUUGCUAGAUCCUCGAAUCAAGUUAUCCAUGGGAUUUCCUUUAAAAACCCAAUUUCGUUCGAGUCUUAUAAUUCACAGCCACUUAUUGCCAAAAGUUGUACCUAAGCUCGAAAAAUAUAGGCAAAAUUUCAUCGUCAGAUUGAAAUAAUCUGAAAUUGAGAAGAAAAAAAUUGCAAAAAAAACGAAGAAAUUUCAAGACAAAUGGAUAAUUAUAUGGAAAGAGGAUUUUUUAGAAAUUUUGGCCCGAGGAAUUGGAUCAAUCCAAGAAUGUGGUUAAAUUCGAGGAGGGGAUAUUUUUUGCCACCAAAUAAUAUCCCAUCUAUGCUGGCAAUUGAAGGUUCCGAACCAUCGGAAGAAAGGCCUUCGUUAACAGCCAUGCAGCUCUUUCACAAUAUUGGAAUGGUAUAUUUCCCCGAAGUUACAACCAUAGUAACAAGGACUCGGGCCAUCCGAGUGUUGAGACGUCCAGGAAGGGUCCGUUUUUCGAGAACUAAUAUGAUUUUACACUGGCUACAGUGUAAAAUCUGGAGAAUUCGCAGAAAAAUAAAGAAAAAUGUGAAACCUUCUUGUGUCGUCUUUUGUGUGGUUUGCUUUUUUAUUGGUUUAGCUAUUUAA